Molecule: messenger RNA, 1335 nt
Organism: Oncorhynchus tshawytscha (Chinook salmon)
Lineage: Eukaryota; Metazoa; Chordata; Actinopteri; Salmoniformes; Salmonidae
Product: B9 domain-containing protein 2
Exons: 3
Coding region: 469-1059 (196 amino acids)
Biological process (GO): cilium assembly
Cellular component (GO): MKS complex
Source: RefSeq, a predicted model, not a curated record
CAACCAUAAGAGCAUUAGGUAAACACCAAUUAUUGAUUAAAAAAAAAAAGUUUAUAAAGACAAAUUCCCUCUCUUGACAUAAAUAUUUGAUCCCCUUGUGGAAGGAAGGGAACAGAGCGGUCAAAACCUUUUGCCGAUUUCUCUCAACGUCAGCUUCCGUAGUUUCUUGUUUGGUUGCCAAGGAAAUGAGGAUCAUGGUGGCUUCAGCAUUUUCAUCUGAUUGAAUCCAAGCGGUAGCUGUGUUUUUGACAUUAUUGUUUUUGUUUUACUGACUAUGUUUUGUAUAAAGUGAUGUAUUAAAACGUUAAUCAAAUGUUCUAGUUUGCUAACUAACUAACAACCAUAUUUCAGGCCAGCUAUGUUGACAAAUGUAUCAUUUGAACCUACGACUACGAGGCUAGCUAGCUAACGUUAGCCAGAUAGCUAACUAGCUAGCUAAUCCCAGCUAGCCACUGACACUGUAAACAGAUGUUCAAUUCAGCGUUAUUACGUGCUCUACCUGCAGGCAGAGGAGCUGCACAUAUACCGGUAAUGGCAGAGCUGCACAUUGUCGGUCAGAUCGUUGGGGCAAGCGGCUUCCCUCAGAGCAGUCUCUUCUGCAAGUGGGGAAUUCAUACAGGGGGUGCAUGGCGACUUCUCUCGGGCUUGAAGGAGGGGCAGACCCAAGUGGAUUUGCCUCAGACAGGGGACAUGGCAUACUGGAGUCAUCCCAUUGAUCUGCACUACACCACUAAAGGACUGCAAGGCUGGCCCAAGCUUCAUCUGCAGGUUUGGCACCAGGAUGCAUUUGGGCGCUGUCAGCUGUAUGGGUAUGGAUAUUGCCAUGUGCCCUCCAGCCCAGGGCACCACCAUGUACGCUGUGUGACCUGGAGACCACUGGGAUCCUGGCAAGAGCAGAUAGCUCAAACCUUUGUGGGUGGAGGUCCCCUGCUGCGCUCCCCAGACAUCAUAUACAGUGGGGCGGACAGAUAUAGGCUGCACACAGUGGCUAUGGGCACUGUAGAGCUGGAGCUAAGCAUCAUCAUGCGACACUUUGACAGAUAUGGUGUAGAGAGCUGAAAUGUUGAGAGAUUGGACAGAGCAAAGGGUGAAUGGAGAGAGGCCUGAAUGGAGCACUGUAUUGUUAGUGGGUGUGGAUUUUGGCCAUAUCUGCAACGGGUACAUAAGACUGAGCAAGUCAGAUUAGAUAUUUUGCCUUGUGAGAUGUGUUGAUGUUGCAUACAUUCACUAUAGAUACAAAAGUAUGUGGACACCAAUUCAAAUUAGUGGAUUCGGCUAUUUCAGCCACACCCCUUGCUGUCAGGUGUAUAAAAUCAAGCACACUGCUAUGCAAUC